Glarea lozoyensis ATCC 20868 is the source of this 708-nucleotide messenger RNA. RefSeq lists its product as uncharacterized. Lineage: Eukaryota; Fungi; Ascomycota; Leotiomycetes; Helotiales; Helotiaceae. The record is from RefSeq and is a predicted model, not a curated record. The transcript has a single exon. Bases 1 to 708 code for a protein of 235 amino acids.
AUGGUUACGAUAUUAGUUAGGGACAUGGGGAGAAUAGCUGGUCGAACACCACAAGUGGAGUCCGAUACAACUACACCAGAAUCGAGAGAUUUGUUUUCCACUGACAGCUACGCCGGUUUCAGCAUUACUGUCGCGCCUUCAAGUCCCCAGGAUCAUACCACAGUAAUUAUCAUCUCGGAUGGGGAACCUCCUACAACUACCGCCGAGACCUCUACCACAAGGAUCAUCACCAGUCCGAUAUCCCUUUCCCAUGGCUUGAUAUCUAAAGCGAGCACAAUUAUUUCUGUUGAAUCGACCUUGCAGCCGCGAACAACCUCUACACCGCGCUCAUGUCUCGAUAGCCAAGCACCUCCUGAAUGUAGCGCCACUAUAUCCAUCAACGAAUUACUGCACUAUCAAAGCAACACCAAACCAUCAUACUUGACACAAUUAAUUACUGCUGCCUGCUUCCUCUUAUUCUUCUUGGCUGUAGCAGUCUACCUAUUUGUCUGUUUGAAACUACGCAAAAGCCAGAAGCGCCCGGUAUCUCUGCGCUCGAAAGAUGAACACGUAAUAGAUGGGAAGGAGCAUUGUGGCAUAGAACUAACUACGAUUUACAACACACACGAGGCAGAUGGUCAAGCUGUCAUGAGAAGGGAGGAAGUGAUACUCCAAGGGAUGGGGUUGUCCGAAGAAACAGAUCUGUUACCAGGAACACGACGACAGUAA